This is a messenger RNA of Lepidothrix coronata (blue-crowned manakin), 2977 nucleotides long. It is a transcript of the gene RAD51D, whose product is annotated as RAD51 paralog D. Lineage: Eukaryota; Metazoa; Chordata; Aves; Passeriformes; Pipridae. The transcript is spliced from 12 exons. Bases 938 to 2113 code for a protein of 391 amino acids. Gene Ontology annotation, cellular component: Rad51B-Rad51C-Rad51D-XRCC2 complex; replication fork; centrosome. Gene Ontology annotation, biological process: DNA strand invasion; double-strand break repair via homologous recombination; reciprocal meiotic recombination. The record is from RefSeq and is a predicted model, not a curated record. Gene Ontology annotation, molecular function: ATP binding; four-way junction DNA binding; ATP hydrolysis activity.
CAGGGGGGUUUCAUGCCAAAAAAGCCCCCGGCUGGGAUGGCUGACCCCCGUCACAGUGCUCAGACCCUUUUCCCUUUCUAUUUAGGGAAGCAUGAGACAGCUGAGCCUCGGGGACAAGCGGCCCCACGCCAGCAGCUGCAGCAGCGCCCAGCACCUUCCAGAACUCCCGGGAUGGAAAGCUGACUGACACCCAGUGCUGCUUGCUCCUUCUCACAGGGCCUUUGGGAGCCCAUCCCACCGAAAAUCUCACCCGCUGCCACCUCCCCUUUUUCAGCAGCCCAUUGUCACAGACUGGAACACACACUGUACUGGAACUUACUGGCCCACUGCUGUGAUGAGUGGCUCAGGGCUCAAUUUGAGUGACACCAGUGGCCGGAGCAGCACUGAGCUCCAAAAGAGCUGAGCCUUUCAACACACCCUGUUUCCCAGGAGUCACACUCAAUCAGGAAUUCUGCUUUGGGACUUAUCUCCCCCAAAACACAGGCCUUGCCUUCCUGAGUGUCCCCACCAGCAUCCCAACUGUAAAUCAAAUGGGGGAACUGGCAGAAGGAUGGGGAGAGCACGGGCUCAUCACAGAGACACUGCCAAGAGGAAAAAUAUCAUUGUCUUUAAUUCCGUGAUCUGUGUUGUGGUUUGUGGAUCUUACACAGCAAGAAUUGGCACAGGACUGCCCUGCCAGGUCUCCUAUUUUAUUCACCUGGCACCAGCGACACUGCUUGGCCCCUGGAACCCAGGCAGGAGGCGAUUCCAAAGGAAUUUGGAAAUCCCUUCACAGCACAUCACCUGCACUGCAGCUGCAGGCACUGCAUCAAGGGCAGCUCACACACCUUCACCGCUGCAGGGGUAUGUCCAAGGCACAAGGACAGCAGCUGUGGAAGGUGCAAGAGGCCAUCCCUGCCUUGGAUAGGCUCAGUCCAGUGGCUUUUCUAGGAUUCACAUGGAUCAACACACCAGAAACCCAUUCCCAUGUGGCUUUAGGUACCAGGGAAGGCUCAUCUGGCUUCAUUUCAGUACUCCUGGGAUACAGCACAGCCUUUCUCACAUCAGCCAGAAUAAUAAUUCAUUGUCAGAAGCAGCAGCACAGCAGGUACUGCAGGUCUCUCCCGCCCCCGUGGCUGUGGACAUGGUUGUCCUGCGGGCUGGGCUCUGCCCUGGUCUCACCGAAGAGAUGAUCCAGCUGCUCAGGGCGAAUGGCAUCAGGACAGUGGUGGACUUUGUGUCGUCAGACCUGGAGGAUGUUGCCCAGAAGUGUUCCCUGUCUUACAAGGCGCUGGUUGCAGUGAGACGUGUGCUCCUGGCCCAGUUCUCUGCCUUCCCUGCCAACGGAGCAGACCUGUACGAGGAGCUCAAGAGCUCCACAGCCAUCCUGCCCACUGGGAACCCAAGCCUGGACCAACUGCUGGACUCUGGGCUGUACACGGGGGAAGUGACGGAGCUCAUGGGAGCACCAGGCAGUGGGAAGACGCAGGUGUGUCUGGGCAUUGCAGCCAGUGUGUCUCUCAGCCUCAAGCAGCACGUCCUGUUUCUCGACUCCACGGGGGGUUUCAUUGCCUCCCGUCUCUACCAGAUGCUGCAAGCACAGACAGAGGAUGAGGAAGAGCAGCUGGAGGCUCUGCAGCGGAUCCAGGUGGCCCGUGUGUUUGAUGUCUAUGAAGUGCUGAGUGCCUUGCAGGAGCUGCGGGAUCGCCUCUCCCAGCAGGUCAUGAGCUCCACGGGGCCUCUCAAGAUUGUGGUGAUCGACUCGGUGUCGGCUGUGAUUUACCCACUGCUGGGUGGCAGGCAGUCAGAGGGUCUGGCUAUCAUGAUGCAGCUGUCCAGGGAGCUGAAGACACUGGCCAGGGAGUUCAGCCUUGCUGUUGUGGUGACCAACCAGGUGACAAGGGACAGCAGCACUGGCCCACUCAAGCCAGCCCUUGGCCGCUCCUGGAGCUUCGUGCCCAGCACUCGGGUGCUGCUGGAGAGCAAAGAAGCCUCCUGGGACAAAGGCACGACACGGCGCGUGGCUGCCCUGGCGAAGUCACCCCGCCAGCCAACAGGGUUACAGGUGGAGCUGGACAUUGGAAAUGGUGAUAUGCCAGAGCCGAGCCCUGUGACACCCACACAGGGGCUCUGAUGUGAUGGAAAAGCAAACAUCAAGGUCCAAGAGAGCUGCACAAAAGCAGCGCUUUCCAGCUGCUCUUGCCUGCUCUGGGUGACCUCCUGGGCAGUUAUGUGGUGCUGGGGAGGAGACAGGAGGCUGAGAUGUGAUCCCAGAUGUCUCAGACACCCUCAUCCUCUGCAUAAUAAGAGACCUCCCUGGCAGGUGAGCUGAGCCAUGGUUGUACUUCAAGGCUGCUGAUGUUGAAUUUGGGGGCUGGAACUAAUUCAAGGCAUGCUCAUUAAACUAAUAACACAGCAGCACAGCUCCUGGAGUCUUCUAAGGCUGUACUGGGCAAAGAGGAGUUUGAUUUAGCCAGAAUUUGUGUCUCCAGAGUAGACAUUAACAGUGUACAGCCCUGUAUUCCUGAGCAAAUAGCUGCUGUGGGGAAGGGGUGGUUGAAAGGGAUAUGUGAACACACAUUUUGGUUUCCCAAGAGGCAGCACCAGGUCUCAGCGUGGAUUUUUGUUUGAAACAUCUGUCAGAGUUGUGUUUUCUGUGAAACUCAGCUCUUGGUGCUCCCAGGGCUGUGGUUUAGGGGGCAGGUCCCACCUCCUCCAUCGUGGCCACCCAGCUCCGUGUGCGUGGCCGUGGGAAAGGCCAUGAUCCCAGCAGGUCCUGCUGAGCAGGGGAACGUGCCAAAGCAACAUGAGCUGAGCCAUUAAAUACAUGAUUUUUACUGAAAACUUUUUAAAGUCGUGUAUUUAUUUGUGUUUCUGGGCCUUCCAAGCCCAGGAGGGGAGGUUUGGCCCCAGGGAUUGCAGCCUGGCUGGAGGAUGGUUUUCCUGUGCUCAUGUGGCUGGUCCUUACAAGCAGAAAUUUAGCUUGGUGCAUCUCUCG